Molecule: messenger RNA, 3402 nt
Organism: Daldinia childiae
Lineage: Eukaryota; Fungi; Ascomycota; Sordariomycetes; Xylariales; Hypoxylaceae
Exons: 2
Coding region: 1-3402 (1133 amino acids)
Source: RefSeq, a predicted model, not a curated record
AUGUUUAAUAACCUCAGCAGCUUUGUGCAGAAGGCUCAGUCGGCUGCUCAGCAGCUGAUUGAUCCUAUGCAAGGACUGAAUCUGACCAACUCAGAUAGACAUCCCUCCAAAGCUUCUCUAUUCCAAAAUCAGUUCCGACUUCCCAGCUCCCAGACGCCCCUGUACGAGAUACCCGCCGAGCUUACUAUACCACCUUCGAACGUCACCCAAGGUGAUAAAGAACGUGACCGGGGUUGGCACUAUGUCGGCAAGCUGCACCUUUCCGAGUUCUAUAUUUGUUUUUCGACUACCCCGACUAGUUUUUCACAAGGCGCUAGCCCCUCGAGUGCCGCCGCAUUCACUGGCCAGACACAUGGUGCCGGGCCUAGUGGGAAUGGAUUUACUUUCCCUCUCUGCGCUAUCAGAAAGGUCGAGCGCCUAAAUACCCAGAACCUUCAGUUUGCUCUCGCCAUCACCACGUGGAACGGUAUAACACAAGAAUCGGUAAAGGAUAGAGAUGCGCAAAAAGACAAGAAGGAUUUCAGAGAGCAGAGGAUCACUAUACAGCUUGCCGGAUCCCGUCCGGCAUGUGAAAGAUUUUGUGACGGCCUCAAGAAAGGCUUAAGGAAUGCAGUCGGUAGCGUCGGGAGAUAUAAGAAGGUUAUGUCCGAAUGUUAUUCGGAGUACCUCCUUAGGCCAGAGGAUAAAAAGAACAUAAACCCGCCUGAUGCUGGUUUAGGUAUGGUAUUUCGAUAUCCUGGCGACCCGAAGAAGCUUAGGGAUCGGGCAAAGAUGAGGUUAUGGGCCGAGUAUCUUCGCGAUAAUGGUCGGAAUGCGACCCUAAUUCGUCAGCCCACAUUUCAUAAACUUAUUAGAGUCGGUCUCCCAAACCGACUCCGAGGUGAGAUCUGGGAGUUAACGUCCGGAUCUUUAUAUCUACGACUCGAAAAUCCGACCCUAUACGUGGACACACUCGCAAAGUUCGAAGGGAAAGAGUCGUUGGCUAUAGAUGAAAUAGAAAAAGACUUAAACCGAAGUCUCCCCGAAUACCCGGGAUUCCAGAGCGAAGACGGGAUCAACCGCCUGCGACGAGUUCUCACAGCAUACAGCUGGGUUAACACCGACGUCGGGUACUGCCAGGCCAUGAAUAUUGUCGUGGCCGCUUUGUUGAUUUACAUGUCCGAGACUCAAGCAUUCUUCCUCCUUUCAGCAUUGUGCGAUAGGCUAGUUCCCGGGUAUUACUCCUCUACCAUGUAUGGUACGCUCUUGGAUCAGAAGGUAUUUGAAGCCCUUGUGGAAAAAACGAUGCCAAUUCUGUGGGAGCAUCUCGUUAAGAGCGAUGUACAACUCUCCGUCGUUUCUCUUCCCUGGUUCCUCUCUCUGUAUAUCAACUCGAUGCCCCUGGUUUUUGCAUUUAGGGUUCUAGAUGUUUUCUUUGUCGAGGGGCCUAAGGUAUUAUUCCAAGUCGGACUAGCUAUUCUAAGGAUCAACGGCGAAGAAUUAUUAGACGCUACGGACGAUGGUGCUUUCAUAUCUGUUCUAAAGUCAUAUUUCUCGCGCCUCGAUGAAUCCGCACAUCCCAAAUCAGAAAACCCAAAGCUACGAGCUAUUAACAGGUUCCAAGAAUUGAUGGUAGUAGCUUUUAAAGAGUUCUCGGGCGUUACUCAUAGCACUAUUCAGGAUUUACGAUUAAAGAACAAGGAUGCGGUUCUCAAUAAUAUUGAGAAUUUCGCUAAGCGUACUGCUAUUCGAAAUCUUGGACCCGACAGUAAAUUGCUGAGCCCCGACGAACUAGGAGCCCUAUAUGACAGAUUUUACGGGAUCUUGUACGAACGACAACAGCGAGAUCACAUCAUCCAAGAACAACUAGCUCGAGCUAAAGCCAGCAGAGCCAGAGCCGGCGACGCAUUCCCAGAACAUCGCGACCACGGCAUCGAGAAAGGUCGAGUCGGCUUGGGUCCCAGUACUAGCUUAAUGGAUUACGAUGCGUUCCGGGAAUUCUUAGCGAGCGUGUCUAAAUGGGCCAUCUCUGAUGCUCCAGCCUCGCCUAGGCGCGACGUGUCCGAGAAAGACCGUGGUUCAUACUUUGGCAGUUUUAGGCGGUCCGAACCUAACUUGCUUUCACCGUGGGGCGGAGGCCCCGAGCCGACUGAUCAUGAGUUCAUGCAGAGAUUGUUCCGAAGAUGGGAUGUGGAUUCCAGCUCGACGUUAACGUUGCAAAAUGUCGUGACGGGCUUCGCACAUAUCAAGGGGAAGCGUGAUAUCAUGGGCACAAUCACAUACUUUUUUGAGCUCUAUGAUGAUGACGGCGAUGGAAGAGUCGAUCGAGAAGGCAUACUCCGAAUAUCAGAAGCGCUCUUGUUCCUCUCGCGUCGUGGCCUCGAAGGAUCAUUAAGUCAUUCUGCGACGACCCCGGCUCCAAAUGGGCUAAGUGAAUCUAGCAGUGGCUCAUUGAGCCCACCAAUCGGGGGUACUAUUAAUGAACGAUUUUUGGGAAGCGUGAGCGCUUUCAUUCGGCGCUGUUUUGAAUACGCAGAUCCUGAUCAUCCAAAUAACCAAAUCACAAAUACAGGAAAAUCAUUCUCCAAUAUCGAGGAGCCAGUAGGCGAUAACAAUAGUGCAUUUGCUAUUGGUGAUGAUGAAGACGAAGACGAGGAAGAUUUACUUGCUUUUGAGGGUCCAACAGACAGUCCCAAACCUGCGAAGAAGAAGCCUGACCUAGGAGAGACAAUUCCAUCGGCUUUAGGUAAGCCAGAUACCGACAACGAGGCCAGACGUGCGGUAUCCAAAGCCCAGUCCGAGAAAGCCAACGCAGCCCUAGAUCCUUCAAAUCCGCUACAUAUAACUUUACCAACGUUCCGAAUGGUAGUGCUUGCAGACGAGCUACUGGAACAGUUCUUCGAAUCGUCAUUUCCUACCUCAUUACAUCUCAUUGAUGGCUUGGCGUCUACCAGCCAGUCUACUUCGUCUCUAACCACGUUUUCUAAUAUAAGCUUCGGACGUUCUCCUGGUGUACCACCUCCUGUUCCACAGGUAGGCAUGGCAGGUGCUGGCCGUAGUCUACGUGGCGUUCUAGACAAUAUUGUCACGGAUGCAUCACGUGUUGCCGCUGAAGUUCGCCGGCGUAUGGAAGAAGCACAGCGCGAAUUGGAGAAGAACGCGGUACCUGGACAGAAAGACGAAGAGGAGGAAGAGGAGGAGGAUGUUCAAGGCCUACGCCCGACUGGAUAUGGUGGAGAUCCCGAGCGUAGGAGCGUCAGAUCAUCCGAUAGAGAUCUAUUGGAUGGAGCGGAUGCUGGAGCUGGAGCGGCGAAGAACCCAGAAGGGCAAAGCCAGUUGAAUGUUGAUGCUAAUAGUACGCAAGAAGGGAGACCAAGAACCUCCAGUUCAACAACACAGAGAAUUGUGGAGUUUGAGGGUUGA